AUGAAUACUGCCGCUAACAUUCGUGCGCUACGCGUGCGGCCAUCAAUACCACGCUGCCGCCCAUGCCAUCGCGCGUUCCAGCACCCCACAAGAUAUGCUACGACAGCCACUGAAGCCACGACCAACGUUCGAUCGACUGGUACCCGCACCAAGAACCUCAUAUACGGCACUCUUCUGACGCUUGGUGGCACUUUCGGCUACCUAUAUGCCACCGACACACGCGCAAGCAUCCACGAAUGGCUCGUUGUCCCUGCUCUAAGACAGAUAUAUCCAGAUGGCGAAGAAGCGCAUCACGCUGGAACGCAUAUGCUCAAGGUGCUGCACAGCUUCGGCUUGAACCCCAGAGAACGCGGCGUGGCUGACUCGCGGGGCGAUUUGGCUGUCGAAGUUUUUGGGCACACAUUGAACAACCCGAUCGGAACAUCUGCUGGCAUUGACAAGGGCGCUGAAAUACCAACACCGCUAUUUGAACUCGGAGCGGGAGUGGUAGAGGUCGGUGCCGUCACACUACUGCCGCAAGAAGGCAACCCGAAACCACGCGUCUUCAGAAUACCCAGCCAGAACGCUCUCAUUAACCGCUAUGGAUUCAACUCCGAAGGCGCUGAGCUGGUCGCUUCGAGAUUACGACACCGUGUCAGGGAGUUUGCCUACCACGCUGGGCUUGGCAUAGGCGAGGACGCAGAACGCCAGAUCCUCGAUGGCGAAGCUGGUGUUCCACCGGGAUCGCUGCUAAAGGGGCGUCUUAUGGCUGUACAGGUUGCGAAGAACAAGACGACAUCCGAGAAUGAUAUCGAUGCUGUAGUGCGCGAUUAUGCGACCGCCGUGGGCCAUGUUGGGAAGUAUGCUGACAUCCUGGUGGUCAAUGUCUCCUCACCUAACACGCCUGGCCUUCGCACUCUCCAGAACGUCGAACCUUUGACACGGCUACUCUCUGGAGUAGUAGGAGCAGUCAAGAAAAUUGACCGCAAGACAAAGCCGGUUGUUAUGGUAAAAGUCAGCCCCGAUGAGGAUACGGAAGAGCAAGUGUCAGGUAUCUGCGAGGCCGUCUGGGAUUCGGGUGUGGACGGUGUCAUUGUUGGCAACACGACGAAGAAGCGACCAGAUCCACUACCCAAGGGCUACUUACUUGCCGAAUCAGAGGCAAAGUUGCUCCUCGAACAAGGCGGAUACUCAGGACCACAAACCUUCGAGCGCACGCUUGCCCUAGUCAGCAGAUACAGGAAAGCACUCGACCAAGGCCCGAAGCACGUCGCACUGCCAUCUGAUGCACGCACCGAGAAGCCCAAAUCUGGCCAGAGCACGGGUGACGAGCCCUCUUCCAGCAUCCUAGAAAAGCUGGACCUUUCAUCAUCCUCCACCGCGUCUUCAAAAACCAAGCCAACGCUCGAUCUUGACCAACCAUCCUCAACACAACUCUCCUCCAACAUCGAUGACCUUUCCGAAUCAGCACCUACCAUCACCCUUCACUCUACACCGAAGACCGCACCUGCACCAAACGCACCACGCAAGGUUAUAUUCGCAACGGGCGGCAUCACAAACGGACGGCAAGCGAGAGAGAUCCUCGAUGCUGGAGCGAGUGUGGCACAGGUAUAUACUGCCAUGAUCUAUGGCGGAGCGGGUACUAUCAGCAGAAUCAAGCAGGAGAUGAGGGAUGACGCAAAGGAGCAAAAGACAAUCACAAAGCGGUAUUCGGCAGACGAGAGUAAGUAG
This is a messenger RNA of Alternaria atra, 1710 nucleotides long. RefSeq lists its product as uncharacterized. Bases 1 to 1710 code for a protein of 569 amino acids. Gene Ontology annotation, molecular function: dihydroorotate dehydrogenase activity. Gene Ontology annotation, cellular component: cytoplasm; mitochondrial inner membrane. The record is from RefSeq and is a predicted model, not a curated record. The transcript has a single exon. Gene Ontology annotation, biological process: pyrimidine ribonucleotide biosynthetic process; 'de novo' pyrimidine nucleobase biosynthetic process. NCBI's taxonomy places the organism in Eukaryota, Fungi, Ascomycota, Dothideomycetes, Pleosporales, Pleosporaceae.